Ceratina calcarata is the source of this 2187-nucleotide messenger RNA. Its product is annotated as H/ACA ribonucleoprotein complex non-core subunit NAF1. Gene Ontology annotation, cellular component: sno(s)RNA-containing ribonucleoprotein complex. The transcript has 6 exons. Bases 476 to 2134 code for a protein of 552 amino acids. NCBI's taxonomy places the organism in Eukaryota, Metazoa, Arthropoda, Insecta, Hymenoptera, Apidae. The record is from RefSeq and is a predicted model, not a curated record. Gene Ontology annotation, biological process: ribosome biogenesis; box H/ACA snoRNP assembly; pseudouridine synthesis. Gene Ontology annotation, molecular function: RNA binding.
CGCGCGUAUGAUGGUCGCCAUGGCUGAAAUUUAAAAUUACACCUUUCUCGGAUCUACAAUUCUUUGCAGAAUAUAUAUGGAAACCGAGAGUCGGAACUAAUUAAUUCGCAGCUAAUUUUCUUUUAUUUUUAUACCUCCUGCUCUAUAAUUAUAUUAUCUGAAUUUUAUUAUUCAUCGACGAACAGCGCUAUCUCCUCGAUGGCGCUAUGAUCGAGAUUCCUCAAAACUUACAAUUUACAAGUUUACAACACGUGGUAAAUGCCAGAACACUCCUCAUGUGAUAAACAAAGAAUUGGUGAAACUGAAACUGAAUUUUACGACACUGAUCAUACAUAAAAUGUCCAAUUUGUGAAACAACAUACAAGAAGUAUGUUUCUCUGUAUAUCUUCUAAUCGUGUUUAUGUACUUUGAUCUGUAUUUUAUAAGUGUGUAAGUUAUUAAUAUUGUAACCAAGUUAAAAUAAUAUAAACUACAAAUGGAUACGAACGAGAUUAUAAUAGACCAAGCAAUAGACAAUAGUAGUUCAAACAAUGAACUUAUGGAGCAUGUGUCAAACAUUAGUAAAGACAUCGAUGUAAAUACUACCGAAAAUUGUUCAUUGAUAUGCGAGGAUAUUCCACAAAAUGAUGUCGCAGAAAAGAAAGGAUUGAAUGAUUGUGAAAUGAUCUUUGUUAAUAACGACAACAUACAAAACUGCUGUGAUAAGAAUGGCAUAAAUGAUACACAUCAAGAAGAAAAUGAAUUUGUACAUAAAGAAACAAUAUUUGAAAGUUCAAGACUAGAAGAUGAUCCUUGUAUCGUGUAUGAAAAUAGUAUAACAUCUGCGGUGCAAGAAAGUAAUAAGAUAUCUUCUCUUAGUGCCAUUGCCAUAGAAUAUGGCAGUUCUGAUUCAGAACCAGAAGAUGAAACUGAUCAAACAAAAUGUGAAAUUAAUCAAAGUGAACAGCUGAAAGAAAUACAAGAACAAGCUUAUAGACAAAAUAAGGAAUCGUCAUCAAGCGAGGAAAGUGAAACUGAAAGUGAAGAUAGUGAUGAUGAUUCUAGUGAUAGCAAUGAUUCUUCCAUAGUACCAAUUGAACCAAAUGAAUCAGACAGUGAUGAUGAUUCAAAUAAGAAACGGACGGGGAGUACUAGAAAAGGACAAAAAAAUAAUGAAGUGAGAAGUGAAUUGGAUGAUCUACCUCCUAUCGAGGACUUGAAAAUAAGCGUACCCGAAGUGUUAUGUGAUCCACUGGGAGAGGUUGCAUGGAUGGUGGAGCAAUUGGUAGUUGUAAAGCCAAAGCCUGAAAAACCGACAUUGAAUUUGGACACGAUACUAUUCAUACAAAGAGGAGAAAGGGCAUUAGGUAAAAUAUUUGACGUCUUCGGGCAAGUAAACGAACCCCAUUACUGCGUGAGAUUCAACAGCUCUGAUCAUAUAAAAGAAUCCGACGUCAAAGUAGGGAUGACCGUUUAUUAUUGCCCAAAUACUGAAUACACUUCUUUAGUGUUUCUCCAUGAAUUAUUGAAAAUGAAAGGUAUCGAUGCGAACGCUGAUGAACCACCGGAAUUUUCUGAUGACGAGGAAGAACGUGCUUAUUAUGAGCAAAUAAAAGCAAAACAGUCAACUAAUGCGAGCCAGACAGAAGUUCCGUCUAAACGGAAACGUCUUUCGAAACCUAAAACUGGUUGGCAAUCAAAUCAUCCAUGGAACAGAAAUCCACAGGCGAACAGACAAAACUUUUACCGACGAACAGAUAGACAAUUCUCUCCCAUGCAAAGUGAUGAUCAAUCGCAAAAUUUGUGGUCACAAUUUUAUCAAAGUAAUGCUGAACAGUACGGAUACGGAGCAUAUGCGGCACAGCCUGCGCAGGGUGUGAAUCAGAACAUGUAUGCUUCACAAAAUUUUUACGGCGAAGACGUUACCACACCACUUUUGAAUCCUCGAGUUCCUUUCAAUGCCUGUCCAAGAAUUCCUUCUGGAUAUUUAUCAUUUCAAAAUUAUCCAAAUUCGUCUGGGAACGAAAGACUUCCGAAUUCACACGUACCUUGGCCACCACCAAUACCACAGUUCCCUAUGCGAAUGAGAUCGCCAUGGACAUCCUUACCUCCACCUCCGCCACCUCCAGCUUCAUCACCAUCAGACACAUCUUAAAUCUCGGUAAUUUAACAUUUUAUUUAAAAGAUUAUAAUUGUUACAUUUUUAUA